AUGGCGAAAGACUCGGACCACGACACCCAGGGCGUGUCCACCGCUGUGGAUAUCGAGCUAUCUAUGAUGAAGAAUGCCGAUCCUACACUGGUCAAGCAUGCCAAACAUGCAGAUGAGGCCAUGAAGAUCUUCGAGAAUCUGCAGGGCCAAUCAGUGGAGCUUGACGAAGCGACAAACCGUCGUUUAUUGCGAACCAUUGACUGGCACAUCAUGCCUAUCAUGUGCUGUGUCUAUGGGAUGAAUUUCCUUGAUAAGACCACCCUGUCAUAUGCUAGUAUCAUGGGCCUGAAGCAGGAUAUAGGACUGGUUGCAGACCAGUACCAGUGGCUCGGCAGUAUUUUCUAUUUUGGAUAUAUUGCUUGGGAAUAUCCCACCACUAGAUUACUGCAACUCUUACCACUUGGAAAAUAUUCAGGCUGCUGCAUUGUGAUUUGGGGUACUAUUCUAUGCUGUUUCGCCGCUGUCAAGCAUUACCCUGGGGCCCUUGCAGUCCGUUUCUUCCUGGGUGCAUUUGAAGCCGCGGUAACACCGAGUUUUGCACUCUUGACUUCUCAGUGGUAUACCCGGAAUGAACAAGGACAACGUGUGAAUCUCUGGUAUAGCUUCAAUGGCUGGGCACAGAUUCUAGGUGGCCUGGUGGCCUAUGGAAUAGCUGUUGGUACACAAAAGAAUGGGUCUUCUAUCGAGCCUUGGAAGAUUGUGUUUUUAUUUACUGGGACACUAACCGUUAGCUUGGGUCUUAUCUUCCUCUGGAUGGUACCUGACAGUCAGCUAAACGCACGUUGGCUGUCGAAAGAGGAUCGUAUAUUAGCGGUUGCCCGUGUGCGUAUUAACCAGCAAGGUAUUGGUAAUAAGCACUUUAAAUGGUACCAAGUCAAAGAAGCUCUUAUGGACCCGAUGACAUGGGCAUUCUUUUUCUUCGCACUGAUUGCCGACAUUCCUAAUGGAGGUAUUACGAACUUUUUCAGCCAGUUGAUCGUGAGCUUCGGUUAUACACCCGAGCAAAGUUUACUUUAUGGUACACCUGCCGGUGCAGUAGAAGUUGUUGCCCUGCUUCUGAACGGCUAUAUCGGUGACAGAACUGGCCAGCGAAUCAUAACCAGUCUUGGAGGUCUUUUCACUGCCACUGUGGGAAUAAUCCUAAUUGUGGCCCUCCCGCUUGAUAAUAACACCGGGCGACUAGUCGGAUACUACUUAACGCAAGCUUUUCCAACUUCCUUUGUCGCUCUCCUGUCACUGAUCUCAUCCAACGUCGCUGGCUACACCAAGAAGACUACUGUUGCAGCUGUAUAUUUGAUCGGUUACUGUGUGGGUAAUAUUAUUGGUCCCCUCACAUUUCGCCCCGAAGAUGCUCCACGCUACAUCUCUGCAGAGAUUACUAUUAUUGCAUGCUGGGGAGUAUGCCUAUUCAUUCUGCUUUUUAUCUGGUGGUGGUAUAAAAAGGAAAACCGACGCAAGGCUGCUAUCCGAUCAGACCCUGGCUAUGUGAGACUGGAGAACCAGGAGUUCCUUGAUCUUACUGAUAUCGAAAAUCAAGACUUUAUCUACACCCUGUAA
Penicillium waksmanii is the source of this 1557-nucleotide messenger RNA. Its product is annotated as allantoate permease family MFS transporter. Gene Ontology annotation, cellular component: plasma membrane. Gene Ontology annotation, biological process: allantoate transport; tripeptide transport; dipeptide transport. The transcript is spliced from 7 exons. Gene Ontology annotation, molecular function: dipeptide transmembrane transporter activity; allantoate transmembrane transporter activity. The record is from RefSeq and is a predicted model, not a curated record. Bases 1 to 1557 code for a protein of 518 amino acids. Lineage: Eukaryota; Fungi; Ascomycota; Eurotiomycetes; Eurotiales; Aspergillaceae.